AUGAGAAGUGAAAUAAAAAAGAGAAUAUGUAAGCACCAAUAUGCACAUGGAGUUAUGGACGGAACUGUAUAUAAUGAAUGGCAGAAACUGAGGACUAGAGAUAAACUGAAGAGAUGGGGAUGUGUAGAAUCUGAUGUGUGUGUUUUGUGCAAUAGUGAGGUGGAAAACAUUGAGCACUUAUUUUUUGAUUGCCAUGUAUUAAAAAGGGUGUUUGGGAAAGCAAUCCAGAACUGUUUGAUGAAUAGAGGAGUUUACUCUUGGAUGAGGGAAUGCUCCUGGUUCAGCAAGAAAACAAAGGGGAAGAGCAUGUUGGCAAAAAUCAGAAGAGUUGUGUUCUGUUGUACUGUAUAUAACAUCAGGAAAGCCAGAAAUAGAGUAAUUUUUCAGAAUGAAAGAGUGGAUACUGAGAUGAUCUAUUACUGGAUUAGGCAGGAAGUCUUGUUGAAGCUGUUUUCCUUUAGAUGCAAUUCUACUAGUUUCUUGAGUUUGUACCAGAAAUGGCAAGUUAGUAGUCUUUCUGAUUGA
Messenger RNA from Mercurialis annua (annual mercury), 525 nucleotides. RefSeq lists its product as uncharacterized. Bases 1 to 525 code for a protein of 174 amino acids. The transcript has 2 exons. The record is from RefSeq and is a predicted model, not a curated record. NCBI's taxonomy places the organism in Eukaryota, Viridiplantae, Streptophyta, Magnoliopsida, Malpighiales, Euphorbiaceae.